Molecule: messenger RNA, 680 nt
Organism: Lacerta agilis (Sand lizard)
Lineage: Eukaryota; Metazoa; Chordata; Lepidosauria; Squamata; Lacertidae
Source: the annotation of a RefSeq genome assembly
AUGACUUUAAGCUUCUUUGAUCAAUUUAGUAUCCCCAACAUCCUGGGCAUUCCUUUAAUAAUCCCAGCUUUAUUGUUCCCUCUAAUUAUUUGAUUUACAACAAACCGCCUCAUCCAAAACCGAUAUUCAACCAUUCAGUCCUCUUUCACUUUUUAUAUUACAAAACAAAUAAUGUUACCAAUUAACACCACAGGACAUAAAUGGGCAAGCACCUUUGUAACACUCAUAUUAAUACUUAUACUGUUUAACACACUAGGCCUGCUACCUUACACCUUCACCCCAACCACUCAACUCUCAAUGAAUAUAGCCCUUGCUGUCCCAACCUGAUUAAUAACUAUCUUUAUUGGACUACGAAACCAACCUACCGCCUCACUAGGCCACCUUCUCCCAGAAGGCACCCCCACCUUACUUAUUCCUAUAUUAAUUUUAAUCGAAACUGUUAGCCUACUUAUCCGCCCUAUUGCAUUAGGAGUACGACUAACAGCCAACUUAACAGCCGGACAUUUACUAAUCCAACUCACCUCAACAGCAGUAUUUGCCCUCCUAAAUACUAUAACCAUUACAGCAUCCACAACCUUAAUUGUACUUAUUCUGCUAACCUGCCUAGAAAUAGCUGUUGCCUUAAUCCAAGCCUAUGUGUUCGUCCUACUUCUAACCCUCUACCUACAAGAAAACAUUUA